GAGCAGCACUCACCGUGCGCAGACAAGUUUGCAAUCGUGCUAUGGACUGAGCAAAUCUCACAAAGACUGCUUUCGACAUCACAAACGGGCCAGUUGGCUCGACAAACAAGCGGAGAUGUUGCCAUAUAUCAAUGCUCCUUUCGACUUUGUCGCAGGCAAGCUCGGGGCCUCGACAGAUGAACUCAAGCUCAUAACUUCGUUCCUAUUGUCCUAUCCACUCGCGGCCGUUCUCAAGCGUCUUCCUGACGAGAAGCCACAUUUGAAGAAUGUCUUCAGCAUAUCCGUGGCGUUAUUCUACCUGGUUGGGCUAUUCGACCUCUGGAGUGGCCUGGCAGUUGUGCUCUUCGACGCAAUCGGAACCUACCUGAUCGCCGCACACAUCCAAGGACCUUACAUGCCAUGGAUUGGCUUCACCUUCCUCAUGGGUCAUAUGUCUGUCAGCCACAUCUAUCGCAUGAUCGAGAACAGUCCGAGCUCAGUCGACAUCACGGGCGCCCAAAUGGUCCUCGUGAUGAAGCUCUCUGCUUUCUGCUGGAAUGUCUGGGAUGGCACGCAAAAGGAAGAGGAUCUGAAUGACGUCCAAAAGGAGAGGGCGAUUAGGAAAUUGCCUGGCCUCUUGGACUAUGCCGGAUUUGUGGCGUUCUUUCCCUCAAUCAUGAUCGGUCCUGCUUUCGACUAUGCCGACUACGAGAGGUGGCUCAAUACGACUAUGUUCCAGCUCCCUCCAGGUACGGACCCUGCAAAGGCCCCAGCUACGCGCAAGAAACGCAAGAUUCCCAGAAGUGCUACUCCAGCCAUGUUCAAGCUUGUUACUGGCUUGCUCUGGACGCUUGGCUUUCUUCAGCUGUCGGCCUACUUCUACCCAGAACUACUUCUGAGUGACGAGUAUGCGAAAAUGAACAUCUUCAAGCGUAUCUUUCACAUGUAUGCUAUGAAUUUUGUUCAGCGAAUGAAGUACUACGGCGUGUGGACAUUGACAGAAGGCGCAUGUAUCCUGUCGGGAAUUGGCUACAAAGGACUCAAUCCAAAGACUGGAAAGCCUGACUGGGAUCGUCUCACCAAUAUCAAGCCUUGGGGCGUUGAGCUUGCGCAAAACACUCAUGCCUAUCUUGGCAACUGGAACAUCAAUACCAACCACUGGCUGCGAAAUUACAUCUACCUGCGUGUCACACCAAAGGGAAAGAAGCCUGGUUUCAGAGCUAGCAUGGCGACUUUCGUUACCAGUGCUUUCUGGCACGGUUUUGCACCAGGCUACUACUUGGCAUUUGUGCUCGCAAGCUUCAUUCAGAACGUGGCAAAGAACGCGCGUCGCCUCAUACGCCCCUUCUUCAUGUCACCAGACGGCACAAAACCGACCAAAUAUAAGCCCUACUACGACGUCUUCACCUGGCUCGUCACCCAACUGGUCUUCUCUUUCACAACCACACCCUUCAUCUUACUCUCCAUCCACGACAGUCUUCUGGCCUGGAGGCGCGUCUACUUCUACGCCGUCGUCGGCGUUGCACUUUCCAGCGGCUUCCUCGCCACACCCGGCAAAGCCUGGCUAUCGAAACAAGUCAAAGCACGAGGUGGCAGACCACAGCUCAAAAAGACGGACAGCUACGAGCAUAUGUCUGGCGCGACGCUCGGUGUACCGUCGGAACCGGGUAAGGAAUUUGAUGAGUUUGUUGAUGAGAUUGUGGAAGAGGUGAAGAAGAGGAAGGGGUCGCAAGCUGCUGCUAUUCCUGAUGCGCAGGAACUUAGGCGCAGAGUUGAGGCUGCAUUGAAGAGUAAGACGAGUGGGAAGGAUUUGAAAGAAUUGUGAUGAAAGAGAGAUGCUGUGAUUUGAUAAAAAGCGACUAAGCAAUAUCUUGAAUUGACUGUUCAACACUUUCCGUAGCACAAUCGUAAUUCUGUGUG
Messenger RNA from Cercospora beticola, 1899 nucleotides. RefSeq names its product lysophospholipid acyltransferase (gene ALE1). Gene Ontology annotation, cellular component: endoplasmic reticulum; membrane. Gene Ontology annotation, biological process: lipid modification; glycerophospholipid biosynthetic process. NCBI's taxonomy places the organism in Eukaryota, Fungi, Ascomycota, Dothideomycetes, Mycosphaerellales, Mycosphaerellaceae. The record is from RefSeq and is a predicted model, not a curated record. Gene Ontology annotation, molecular function: 1-acylglycerophosphocholine O-acyltransferase activity; 1-acylglycerol-3-phosphate O-acyltransferase activity.